Molecule: messenger RNA, 1251 nt
Organism: Eruca vesicaria subsp. sativa (arugula)
Lineage: Eukaryota; Viridiplantae; Streptophyta; Magnoliopsida; Brassicales; Brassicaceae
Source: the annotation of a GenBank genome assembly
CAGCCGAACCACUCUCUCCAAGCAUUCAUCAGGACACAAACAGAUUAAAAAAAAAUUCACAAAAAGCGAAAGUCUUCGAAUCACAGAGAUUGUAUAUACCCUUUAGAUCCGUAAGAAGAAGAUGACAGUGAUCGAUAUUCUGACUAGAGUUGACUCCAUCUGUAAGAAGUACGACAAGUACGAUGUCGAUAAACAGCGAGAAGCCAAUGUCUCCGGGGAUGAUGCUUUCGCUCGUCUCUAUGGAGCUUUUGAGACCCAAAUCGAGACUGCUCUCGAGAAAGCUGAACUUGUUACUAAGGAGAAGAACAGAGCUUCUGCUGUUGCGAUGAACGCUGAGAUCAGAAGGACGAAGGCUAGAUUGUCUGAGGAAGUUCCCAAGUUGCAGAGACUUGCUCUUAAGCGGGUUAAGGGCCUUACAACAGAAGAGAUUGCUGCUAGAAAUGAUUUGGUACUUGCGCUUCCGGCAAGGAUUGAAGCCAUACCAGAUGGAACAGCUGGUGGUCCUAAAAGCACCAGUGCUUGGGCUCCCUCAACAGCAUCUCGUCCUGAUAUUAAAUUUGAUUCAGAUGGGCGUAGUUUUGAUGAUGAUUACUUUCAAGAAUCAAAUGAAUCUAGCCAAUUCAGACAGGAGUUUGAGAUGCGGAGAAUUAAACAGGACCAAGGUCUGGACAUGAUCUCCGAAGGUUUAGAUGCUUUGAAGAAUAUGGCGUCUGAUAUGAACGAGGAGCUGGAUCGGCAAGUUCCUCUGAUGGAUGAAAUCGACUCCAAGGUGGACAGAGCAACCUCAGAUCUUAAGAACACCAAUGUUAGACUUAAAGAUACUGUGAACCAGCUGAGGUCAAGCCGGAACUUCUGCAUCGAUAUUGUUUUGUUGUGUAUUGUUCUUGGUAUCGCUGCAUACUUAUACAAUGUACUGAAGUAAUGAGAUGGAACACGAAAGGACCGGACCCAUCAGUACUCUCUCUUGCCGUUGCUAUUACCGUUUCUUACCCGAGUCAAUGUGUGUGAGUGCUUGCUUCUUGCUGUCUUUGUGUGAUUCGACGAGUGUCAAGACUAUUGAAGUUGGUUAAUUCCUGCAAUUGAGUUAUUUCCAUGUUGUUCAUGUCCAUACAUGAUGAAUAUAAAUCUUACUAAGUUUACUAAAUUUAUGUAAUUAUUUUCACUCAUGUCCAUGUCGAUGUCUCGUCAAGCUUACUGUUUGGUCUGUGAGAAUAAAUAACUUUGAUAUUCAUGUUCCGAUAGAGCUUUUCC